Messenger RNA from Colletotrichum scovillei, 1992 nucleotides. Its product is annotated as endonuclease/Exonuclease/phosphatase. Gene Ontology annotation, molecular function: sphingomyelin phosphodiesterase activity. NCBI's taxonomy places the organism in Eukaryota, Fungi, Ascomycota, Sordariomycetes, Glomerellales, Glomerellaceae. The transcript has a single exon. The coding region runs from base 242 to 1768 and encodes 508 amino acids. Gene Ontology annotation, cellular component: cytoplasm. The record is from RefSeq and is a predicted model, not a curated record.
ACCUACAACUGCCGACCUAUCUUGUUGCAGCUGGCUGUCGUCUUACACGCGUUCGACACUCCUCUUUGAUCCAAUAUCUCUUCCCGAUUUUAAGCCAUCUUAAUCUUUAUCUUUUUCCACAAUCUCCUCGGUGGCCUCCCUAUUUCUUUCCCCACAUCUUCUCAUCUUCACAAAACAUAAUCUUCAGAAUAUUCACCUCGUCAUCUCGAUACAGCAAACAACAUAAAACCAAACACAAAAAAUGGACGACCCUCUCCCAAAGGACCUUCGCCUCCUAACCCUCAACUGCUGGGGCCUAAAAUACAUCUCCAAGCUCCGCCCCCAACGCCUCGCAGAGAUCGGCCGCCGCAUCGCCGCCCUCCCGGACCCGCCCCACGUCGUCGCCCUCCAAGAGUGCUGGGUCACCUCCGACUACGACGCCAUCCGCGCCGAGACCGCCGCCGUCCUGCCCCACGGCAAGUUCUACUACUCGGGCCCCUUUGGCGGCGGCCUCGCCGUCCUCUCCCGCUGGCCCAUCGACGAGAGCUCCAUGCGCGCCUACCCCCUCAACGGCAGACCCACGGCCUUUUGGCGAGGCGACUGGUACGUCGGCAAGGGCAUCGCCUGCGCCCGCAUCCCCGUCCGCCUCGCCGGCGCGGACGGCGGACCCGGCAGGGACCACGUCCUGAGCAUCUUCAACACUCACACCCACGCGCCCUACACCGAAAACCAACCGGGCGACACCUACCUCGCCCACCGCCUCGCCCAGUCCUGGGAAAUGUCAAAACUCCUCCGCGCCGCCACCCAGCGCGGCGACCUCGCCCUCGCCAUGGGCGACUUCAACAUGCGACCCCUAUCCCUCCCGCACCGCAUCAUCACGGCCCACGCACCAGUGCACGACGUCUGGCGCGUCCUCCACCCAGACUCGUCCCUCGGCGCCGCAGACGACCCCCUGGAAAAAGCCCGCGGCAGACCCGUUCCCUCGGCCGACUUCAACCUGCGCGAAAACGGCGCUACCUCGGACCACGUCUACAACACCUGGCGCUGGUCCAAGGAGCAGCAGAAAAAACUCGGCGAGGGGAAAGAACCCAUCGUCGUACCACCAGACACGCCCGACAGAAAGGGGAAACGCCUGGACUACAUCUUCUUCGGCUCCGGAGGAGGUGGCGGUGGUGACGAUGACGAUGGCAGCGGCAACUGGAUCGUCCGCAGCGCCAAAGUCGGCAUGGUCGAGCCGCAUCCCACGCUCGGCUGCUCUCUAAGCGACCACUUCGCCGUCGAGGCAACGCUGGCAUACCAGACGCCCCACCAUCGCCACCAAGGCCUCGAUGCAACGGGAAACGAUAACGAGACGUCCUACCUCCAGGACGCCUCAGCCAGCUCCCACCGCGACUCCUUCACGUCCGAGAACCCUCCUGUUUCCGAAGUGCCAGGCAAAGGUCUUCCGGUACCAGUCUACGACGAGAUCCUCUCCGUGACACGUCAGUACAUCCACCGGGAAGAGAACCAACGGCGCUGGCGGGGAUUCCACUUUUUUGCAUGGUUUGCCGUCCUGAUAGCGUGCCUUAUAGCUGUGUGGUUCAGCCCACACAACUUUGUUGCCUUUGUUCUCAUGCUCCUGAGCAGUCUCGGACUGGUUGCUGGUGUUGUUGACGGUCUCAUGUCACUCCUCUUUUUCAACUCAGAACUCAGGGCCUUGAAGGAGUUUGAAUGGGAGAUCACAAACGCCAAAAGGCAUGCGCGAGAUUCUGUUUCAGGGGAGACGGUAAAGAGGGAAAAGUCUUUCUAAGAACCCGAAUGACGGUGGUCCUGCCUAGCAUAAUAAUACCCCAGACUCUAGGCUUAGUUGAUGGUGCCUCCACAACAUGUCACACGCGCCAGAGGAGGGGCUGAUAUGUAAUGAAGAAUAAUGUCUAUUCAUACUCGACGUUGCUCUUUCCUUCUCAUAAUGGCGCAAGACACCUUGUACGUAUGAUCAGCUCAUACUUCUAUCAGUAGCUGCUUCAAUUUUGC